CUCUUUCCUUUUUUUUUUUUCCCCCAUAGCAAAUUUCUUAUUUAUGCCUGUCUGCUGCUCUUCUCAAUUCUGCUGUCUCUCCGGCUGGAUGACAAGAUCGAAUGGAGCUACUGGGCCGUGUUUGCUCCAAUAUGGCUGUGGAAGUUAAUGGUUAUAGUGGGUGCCUCCGUGGGGACUGGAGUAUGGGCCCGGAACCCACAAUAUCGAGCAGAAGGAGAAACGUGUGUGGAGUUCAAAGCCAUGUUAAUUGCCGUCGGCAUCCACCUCCUCCUGCUGAUGUUUGAAGUUCUGGUUUGUGACGGAAUCGAGCGAGGGACCCGUUUCUGGCUGCUGGUUUUCAUGCCCCUCUUCUUCGUGUCUCCGGUGUCGGUGGCUGCUUGUGUGUGGGGCUUCCGGCAUGACCGAUCUCUGGAGCUGGAAAUCCUGUGUUCUGUCAAUAUACUCCAGUUCAUAUUUAUUGCCCUCCGAUUGGACGAAAUCAUCAAGUGGCCGUGGCUUGUUGUUUGUGUCCCUCUAUGGAUCCUGAUGUCCUUUCUCUGUUUGGUUGUGCUGUAUUAUAUCGUCUGGUGUCUUUUCUUACGCUCGAUGGACGUGAUUGCCGAACAGAGAAGAACGCAUAUUACGAUGGCCGUCAGUUGGAUGACCAUCGUGGUUCCGUUGCUCACCUUUGAAAUCCUGCUGGUGCACAGGCUGGAUGGGCAUAACUCCUUCUCCUACAUCCCCGUGUUCGUUCCGCUGUGGCUUUCGCUGAUAACUUUGAUGGCAACCACCUUUGGCCAGAAAGGGGGCAACCAUUGGUGGUUCGGCAUUCGCAAAGACUUCUGCCAGUUCCUGCUCGAGAUCUUCCCGUUCCUGAGAGAGUACGGCAACAUCUCCUACGACCUGCAUCACGAAGAUAACGAGGAAACGGAAGAAACGCCGGUUCCGGAAGCGCCCAAAAUCGCUCUGUUUCGCAAGAAAGCCGGGGUGGUCAUUACACAGAGCCCCGGAAAGUACGUCAUCCCGCCGCCCAAACUGAAUAUCGACAUGCCGGAUUAUUAAAAAAUGGAUUUUGUUUUUUGCAAAGGACGAAUGUCUCCCCGUGAUAUCACCACCGGGUAUCCUCAUCCGACCCUUCUUAUUAUUAUUAUUAUUUUAAUUCAUGCCUUCGUUUUAGUGUGUGGAUGGCUAGGGAUUGGGGCCCCUGUGGAUUUGCAUUUAUGACGUUCCCUUAACAUUUGUCCAUCUUGGGGUGUCAAAAUAUCACCCCAGUAAAAAGCAGGAAGAGUUCAGUAACUCUGUCCGGGUUCAGCAGCGGGAACGGUUAAGUCUCUGUUCACAGAACGGCAAGCCUUAGAUUUGAGUUCGGUUCUCAGCAUCAAAGUCAUAGUUUGCCACUGCUAAUACAGCUUCACAGUCCCUAACCCCUCCCUCCCCCCCUCCCGAUUUUCCCGUCCACGGUCCCCCCUGGACAAAGGCCCACGAAGGGCUUUGCGCUCACACUAUCCUACGGUGGAUGGGUGUUGUGUUUUGGAGAAACCAAAAAAAGGAGGUUUCUGACGUACGAACCUUCCUCCUUGGUGGAAGUCCUGUUUUCCUGUACAUAGUAUUUAUAUGAACUUUUGGCAAUGUAAUAUAUUGGGAGGGGGGGGAAAAAAGACACGAGUCUGUACAUUAUAAAUAUGUAUGUUAAAGGAUUUUUUAAAAGGAUGUAUGAAAUGCGUAAUCUCUGGUGCGCCCCCCCCCCCUCGCGUGUUCCUCUCGGCUUCUAUUUCGGUUCGAAGUACCUUAGCCGAAGCUGUUUGCACAUUUCGAAUUGUUGUCCCCGUUUCCCCCCCCCCUCGAACCCUGAACCUUGCUACUUAUUCAGUCUUUCGCCUAGGACUGUUGACACUUCUCAUUCUGGAUUAAAUUGGCUUGGAAGAGGUAUGUAAAUGUUCUCCUGUAAAUAGCCUCAAAUCUUUGUACCAUCUGCGGCGGAGAGGCUGCCAGCUCUUCAGAAAAUUCCCACUUUUGUUAACGCUACACAUUUGGGCAAAGAUUGGUUUCUCACAGACUUGCUUUUUGGCCUGUUCAAUAAAGCAUCCCCAAGUUGUUGGGUU
Messenger RNA from Pantherophis guttatus, 2081 nucleotides. The record is from RefSeq and is a predicted model, not a curated record. NCBI's taxonomy places the organism in Eukaryota, Metazoa, Chordata, Lepidosauria, Squamata, Colubridae.